AUGGGGCUGACCUUAGCAACAACGUCUGUGUAUUUCAAGCCUGUGGAUGAUAAACCAAAGAAUCAAAAUCCCUCAUGGACGACUGUGGAAGAGGCCCAGCACCCCUUUAUCGAGGAGGACCAAGUCCCAACUGGUGUCUCAGAUCCUUUGCCGGACUGCAAUCCUGUAGCACUGAACAUAGGCAUACAGCAUGGACCCUUCCUUGAUUCUGGAUACAUAACCACCAUGGCUGGCGAAAGGCUUUUACCCGGCGACGUCGAUCCGCUUUCAGACGAGGUAUUGCCAGCGCCACUGGAUUAUACUCUGUCCGAAUCUAAUUAUUCUCUGAGCUCUUGCUUCUGGCUGCCUGAUCACCACGAUGCAGGAAUCGCUUCCAGCAAGGUUGACGAUUCCACGGGAAUGGACUCUGGAUUUACUGCCUCGGCGGACUUUAACAACUAUUGGACUGGGGAACCUGGUGGUGAAUCUGAAGGCAACGUGGAUCGGUCGGAUGUCUCUGACAACAUGGCGGUUAUGGACCCCGCUUUUCUCAUCCAUGGCACCGCCAAUUCUGAACAGGUCCUCGGGCUGCUUUCAGUUCGGGACUAUUUGACCGACGACGAUGAGGCCGAGGUUUCUCUCGGGGGCUUCCCUUGUUCUCAGGAUGUUCCUCUACCUACCUUUGAUCAGGACGAAAGAAACUCGGCUUGUAGCAGUCAGGCGCUGACAGACGUGGCCAUACAUCCUCCAGGCUUUCUCAGAGAUACAGAGCCAGAAUUAGGUCUCGGCUCUGACGCCGAUUCGGGAGACCAAAUGGACAAUUUCUUUCAGGGGCGCACACUCCUUCAUGGAUUUGAUUCCUGGCGUGAGGGACCUUGUGUGCCUGGGGUAUAUGGCGCAGAGGCAGAAGUAGCAGGUCUUCUGAAGCAGGGUCAUUGGCUACCACAGAGGCUUUGA
This is a messenger RNA of Cyclocybe aegerita, 936 nucleotides long. The record is from the annotation of a GenBank genome assembly. Lineage: Eukaryota; Fungi; Basidiomycota; Agaricomycetes; Agaricales; Hemipholiotaceae.